GGGGCGGAGCUCCGCCCGCGGCCCCGCUGCCGCCCGCCGCCAUGGCGCUGCCGCCCGGAAAGGGUUCGGAGCUGAAGCGGCUCAUCCAGCAGCAGCUGCAAAAGAUGGACGUCCAUGGCAGGAUCCGAGAAGUUCUGGCGGAGACGAUACGUGAGGAGCUGGCACCUGAGCAUCAGCAGCUCUCCAUGGAAGAUCUGAUAAAAGCCUUAAGACAACGAGGAAUCAUCGACGACGUUAUGAAAGAACUUAAAUUUGUCACUGAUGUGAAUGGAAAGGAGAGGACUUCAUCUCCAAAACCAUCAACACAUUUUGCUGAUAGAGAACCACCAGUUUUGAAAAAAACUAACAUUGACCCAACACGAAGGUAUCUUUACCUUCAGGUUCUGGGUGGAAAAGCUUUUCUGGAACAUCUUCAGGAACCAGAUCCUCUGCCUGGCCAAAUCUGUUCUACUUUUACUCUGUGUCUACAUUUCCGAAAUCAGCGUUUCCGUACUAAACCUGUUCCCUGUGCUUGUGAGCCUGAUUUCCAUGAUGGUUUUUUACUUGAAGUUCACAAGGAGAGCCUAGGUGAUGGGAGUAAAAUGGUGGAUGCAACCACUAUGUUAUCUGUAUGUGAUCCCGUGCAUAUGGUUCUGAUCAGAACAGACACGUUUGGGGAGACUACGCUGGUAGCAUCCUAUUUCUUGGAGUGGCGAUCUGUCUUAGCUGCAGAGAACGGCAUCACAAAUAUUGCUGUUGAACUCCUGGGUGUAGGUACAGAAUCAAAGGUUUCUGUCGGCGUUUUGAACAUCAGACUUGAAAUGUAUCCACCGCUUAGUAAGACGCUGUCUCCAGAAAUAACAAACACUCAGUUCACUUUGGAACGUCAGAAGAUAGCGGAAAAAGAACGUUUAUUUCUUGUGUAUGCUAAACAGUGGUGGAGAGAAUACCUGCAGAUUAGGCCUACGCACAACUCAAGGCUGGUAAAGAUUUUUGCACAGGAUGAAAAUGGAGUAAACCGUCCAGUAUGUUCAUAUAUCAGACCACUUCGAGCGGGCCGGUUGCUAGACACACCUAGACAAGCAGCACGAUUUGUCAGUGUCCUAGGUUAUGAAAGAGCUCCUGUCAUUGGAGGAGGUGGUGGCAAACAAGAACAGUGGUGCACACUUCUUGCGUUUAUAUGUAGAAACAAGGGUGACUGUGAAGAUCAUGCUAACCUUCUGUGCAGUCUUCUUCUUGGCUAUGGAUUGGAAGCCUUUGUAUGUGUAGGAACAAAAGCAAAAGGAGUCUCCCACACGUGGGUAAUGACUUGUGGAACUGAUGGAACAAUUACUUUUUGGGAGAGCUUAACAGGACAUAGGUACAUUCACAGACCUAUCAACCCUGAUGACCCUCCAAUAGUUGAACAGCCCAAGCCGUUGUAUCCUUAUCGCACGAUAGGUUGUGUCUUCAACCAUCAGAAGUUCUACGGAAACUGUCAGCCCUCUGAUGCAGUGGAGGUCUGUGUGUUUGACUUACACGAUGAGUCUAAAUGGAAGCCCAUGAGUGCAGAAGCAAUAAAAUCUGUGUGUUCUCCUGGAACUGCAUCUUCAGUUCCCCCUUUUCCUCCUUUGUGUGCUUCUGCAAUAGAUGCAGCAGUGACAAGCAACGAUUUAGAAUUGCAACUGAGAAUACUUGUCUCAGAACACAGGAAGGAUCUUGGCCUUUCUACUGUUUGGGAUGACCAUCUGUCCUAUCUAUUGUCACCAGCGUUAGCAGCCUACGAGCUUGAACGUGCAACGGGUAUUUCUGCAGGAAAUGAGGAGUUUCAGGAUGCUGUAAGGAGAGCAGUACCUGAUGGUCACACGUUUAAAGGGUUUCCAAUCCAUUUUGUGUACAGAAAUGCAAGGAGAGCAUUUGCCACAUGUCUUCGGUCUCCUUUUUGUGAAGAAAUAAUCUGUUGUAGGGGUGACCAGGUGCGACUUGCUGUUCGUGUACGUGUGUUUGCAUACCCUGAAUCUGCAUGUGCCGUUUGGAUCAUGUUUGCUUGUAAAUAUCGCUGUGUCCUCUGAAAAGCAAAAUAAUUCAUACCUCUCUAGAUGUGCAAAAUAAGGUACUUGCAUAUGAAGUUAUGCAACUGAACAAAUAUUGUACUUUAUAUAAUGCCACUGAUUUUGAAUGUGGCGGUGUGUUUGUAGUGAAAUGAAUUGUGUACACAGUAAUGAUUAUAUUUAUACAGAGAACUUUAUUUUAAUAAAAGCUACUUUUAAUACUUACAGGAAUGUUGGUCAAGUUAUUAAAGUGCAUAUGUACAAUAUUGGUUUCUCUUUCACAGUUCUGAAUUAAUGUGAGAACUAAUUUAGAAAAUAGUCUGUUUUAUCUCUGUGUCAGUGGUGUCCAGGGUGUUCUUUAUGAAUGAGUGAGAGCCGCAGUUACUGAAGUUCAUUUAUGCUUCCUUGGAAACUUAUUUCUGCCUCUUUUGGGGCUAGCAAUAGCUUCUAAGGGCAGUCAGCUAUAAGUAAUACUGUUAUAAUGCAACAAAUUAUGAUGGCUUUUUAUGUUUAAAAACCAGACUUGGACACCUGAACACGUUAAUAGCUGUGCUGGGUUUGAUAAUGUAUGUCUGACCUCAUCCCUUUUUCCUGAAAAGGUAGUGGAUGAUUGGAGGGACAAAAAACAGACCUGUAGAGGUUCUUCUCUACACAACUCUGUGGUUUUUGACAGUCAAACUUAGUAGGCUUUUGAGUUAGAAGUUGUUUAGGUUAAUAACCAGUCCUGAUUUUGUCAGAUUUUCAUACUCCCAUCCAUACCUAAUUAUCUGUCUGUGGUUUUGAUGAUCUUAAACACAUGGAUGAUUUUUAUGGGUGUCCUCUACCCUUUAUGCUUUGAGAAAUGGCAACUGUGCCCUCCCUUCCAUGUUUUUUACCGUGGGAACUCUAGCUAUCACUUCCUGAGGCUAAAUUGAAACAAGUUAACUGCUUCUAUAGAAGCUACUCUUUGUCUUCGAUUUCCUGUGUCCACCUUCUUUAUUCUGCUUGGCAGAUAAUUCGGUUGGUGCUGAACUAAACAGUCAUGAAUAAUACUUGAGAAGCUUGCAACACAUGCUGCGCCUGUGGACCAUUAAAUAACUAUGUCAAGAUGUGUUUUACACUGUGUAACAGGCAAAUAAAUACAAUUUCUCCCUU
Molecule: messenger RNA, 3143 nt
Organism: Phasianus colchicus (ring-necked pheasant)
Lineage: Eukaryota; Metazoa; Chordata; Aves; Galliformes; Phasianidae
Gene: CEP76
Product: centrosomal protein 76
Biological process (GO): regulation of centriole replication
Cellular component (GO): centriole
Source: RefSeq, a predicted model, not a curated record